Messenger RNA from Acanthaster planci (crown-of-thorns starfish), 2032 nucleotides. It is a transcript of the gene ubxn1, whose product is annotated as UBX domain protein 1. Gene Ontology annotation, molecular function: K48-linked polyubiquitin modification-dependent protein binding. Gene Ontology annotation, biological process: negative regulation of protein K48-linked deubiquitination; negative regulation of proteasomal ubiquitin-dependent protein catabolic process; negative regulation of protein ubiquitination. Lineage: Eukaryota; Metazoa; Echinodermata; Asteroidea; Valvatida; Acanthasteridae. Gene Ontology annotation, cellular component: cytoplasm; nucleus. The record is from RefSeq and is a predicted model, not a curated record.
GUACAUGGUUCCCGUGUACAUUACAUGUACGUACUGCAUACGCGUACACAGUAGGUGACUGGGGCAGGGUUAACUUCUGAGGACAAGCUUGCCUUGGAACUUCAGCAUUUGGAAGUGUUAUAAGUACAUGUAUUACUUAAGUUUGAAAUUUAAAAUGCCGACUGACGUGGAAAUAUUAAUGGAAAUGGGGUUUUCGCAAAACAGAGCACAAAGAGCUCUGGCAGCCACCCAGUAUAAAUCUGUCCAGGUUGCAAUGGAUUGGUUAUUUGCUCACAGUGAUGAUCCGGACAUCGACGAACCAUUCCAAGCCCCAGAGGGCCACAAACUUGGAAGUGACACAAGUCAAGGUACGCGGGAGGGCGGAGACAGCAAGUCCCAGCAAGAAGGGGAGGGCCCAACGGCAGAAGGUGAACAGGUGCAGGCCAAGUCGCUCAAGUGUGACGAAUGUGGGAAGAAGUUGAGAACACCAGAAGAUGUCCAGGUUCAUGCUGCUAGAACAGGACACGAGAACUUUUCCGAAUCCUUGGAGGAGAUCAAGCCACUGACUGCAGAAGAAAAACAGGAGCAAUUAUUGAGGCUGCAAGAAAGAAUGAAACAGCGACAGAAGGAGAAGGCAGAACAGGAGAAAAAGGAGGCAGUUGAGAGGGAGAAACUCCGCCGGAAACAGGGCAGAGAGCUGGUGGAGAUGAAACAAAAGAUGGAAUUGGAUGAAGCAAAGAAGUUAGCCGAGCUGAAGAAACGGGAAAAACAGGAAGAACGCCUUGCGAGACAGAGAGUAAAAGAGGAAAUAGAGCGAGACAAGCGUGAGAGAGCAGCAAGGUACGGCAAGGUGUCUGCCGAAGCUAGCCAGCCAAAGCCCCCCACCCAACCCGCUGCCCCUCCGGCUGUAACUGCCACUGCAGCACCUAAGAAGGAGUACGACACGACCAGACUUCAGAUCCGACUUCCCAACGGCUCGGCACUCACCAACUCAUUUGGAGUCUCGGAGCAGCUGGCGGCGGUCAGGCUCUUCGUCCAGCUCAACCGGACGGACGGGAGCAGUGCUCCCUUCAGCCUGAUGACCACGUUUCCCAAGAAAGUCUUCACAGAGGAGGACAUGGAGAAACCGCUCAAAGAACUAGGUCUGGUGCCUUCUGCCGUCCUCAUAGUGACAAAGCCAGCGUCAUGAUGGCUGGUAUCUUGUCCCCUGGUUCAUCUGCAUUCAUCACUUUCCUGUGGAGCUUAAUGUCUUUACCUCGUCUGCACCACAAGACCCAAUUUCCGAGCUGUCCUCUGAUGGCUGUUUCACUCUUCUAGAUCACAUCCAGUGGAGGGUGGUGAAAAAAAAGCAAACCAUUUCUGUGGAACACGUAUGAUCUUCACACAUAAAUGAAAAAAUACCGAGAACAUACAGCGCAUUGUGAUAGCAUUUCCUGUUGGGGUUUUUGUUAAUUUUGGAACAGACCAAGGCAUCAGUACGUGUACGUAUGAAAUGAACUCAGAGCUUUCUUAUGCAUAGAAGAUUUCUAAUCAUUGAAAUGUUUUUAAACUGUUUUGGUUAUUGGAAUAAAGAGAACAUUCUUUGUUCCUGUUCAUAAUAAUUUUGACAAUAGAUCUAUACUAAUGCAUUUUUGGACGAUUUGGGGUGAAUAAAAUCCGGAAUUUAUAUUUUAGAUUUGAAUUACACAAUUGAACAAAGAGCUUUCAUUCUUUCUUCUGCGGCCCAAUGCGUUAGAUGUACACCGUAUCCUGGUCCCAUGUGAACUUGUAAACAUUCUUGGCAUAACAGUCAUGUUCUUGGAUUUCGGUUUCUUUUAUUGUCUCAACUAUAAAAACUUGUAAUGUGACAGAAUGUUGCCACUGCACACACUCCAUGAAAUAAACAAAAUUCUCAGCAUUUCAAUAUAAAGUUAUUGUGUAUGUCACUGACGUUAUUUACAAUCUGAAGGAGAUUGCAGUAACUUUUACAGUCGUAUUCGCAGCGAUACUUUCCCAAGUCAUGAACAGAAUAAAUGUCAAGAAGUCUUUAAUAGAGACUUUCUAGAACCAAUAA